GCAGAGCCGCGCUGGAGUCAUGCAUCUCCGUCGCCAAAUCCAAGGGCUGCGGAAAGGCGAUGCGACCGCAAGCGAGUAUAUGCACAAGGUGCAGGCUCUGGCUGACGCCAUGGCCACCGCUGGGUCUCCUCUUCGCGACGAUGAAAUCAUCGACUACAUGCUCACCGGCCUCGGCUCCGCUUUCAAUCCGAUCGCGGCAUCCCUGAACAUGAUCACCAGGGUGGUGACCGCCGCCGAGUUCUAUUCCAUGGUCCUGAACUACGAGGGCCUGCAGCUGUCGCAGGCGGCUGAAACCGAGGAGUGGACCUCGUCCGCCAAUGCUGCUGCUCGUGGUGGUGCUCCCUGGCAGCCCCGCGCGCCCUCGCCUGCCUUCUCUGGCGGAGGCUCUCAGCCUGUUUACGGCGGGGGCAAUAACGGCCGUCCGACUUACGGCGGUAACGGUGGAGGCGGCUAUGGGCCUCCGGCGGGCGGCCACGCCCAGCCCUACGGACCGCCAGCGGGCGGCAACGGCGGUCGCCCAACUGGCGGCAAUUACGGUGGUAACGGCGGCGGUGGCAACCGCGGCCAGAACGGAGGACGCCGGCGUCAGCGCCCGCAGUGUCAAAUCUGCGGCUAUUGGGGGCACAGCGCCGAUGAUUGUCGGAACCGCUUCAACCCCGACUUCGUGCGCGGCAGCAACCAGCAGCGCACCGGCAACAACCAGCAGCGUGCCGGCAACUCGGCAUCGACCAGCUCUCCGCCUUGGAUGAUGGACACCGGGGCGACGGAUCAUCUGACAAAUGAUCUUCAGCGUCUCCACAUGCAGGAGCGCUAUGGCGGGACGGAUCAGGUUCAGGUGGCCAACGGUGCAGGACAAGGUCACCCGGAGAAUUCUGCUUCACGGUAGAAGUAAUGGUGGACUCUACCCCGUUCCGUUUAGCCGUGCGUCUUCGUCAUCCACUCGUCAUGCUCUUUCCGGUGCCAAGA
This is a messenger RNA of Lolium perenne, 966 nucleotides long. RefSeq lists its product as uncharacterized. Gene Ontology annotation, molecular function: zinc ion binding; nucleic acid binding. Lineage: Eukaryota; Viridiplantae; Streptophyta; Magnoliopsida; Poales; Poaceae. The record is from RefSeq and is a predicted model, not a curated record.